AUGCUGCGCCAACGACAAACGCAGCCGCCUGGACAACCCCAUAACGGGGCCGAGCCUUUUCAGACUGAUCGAAACUCCUCUUCCCUUCCUUCUACAUCAUCAUCCUCCUCCUCUGCGCGUGCGACCUCUACUGCGACCUCUGCCCGCCCCUCGUCUGGUACGAACGGGGACAAGGCUCAACACGCUGCGCGCCAGCCUUCAGCUGCGGAGCACAUGGCUUCCGCCGCCACUUCCGGCGACAUGCCCGGCCAGCAGCCCGAGGCCUGGAGCCGCCGGAAUCAAUGGAUCAUCUUUGCCAUUGCGAGCGGCGCCUGCGCGGCGUUCAACGGGGUUUUUGCUAAAUUGACGACAACCGAACUGACAACUACACUGGCAAAUGGCAUUGCCCACUUCUUUGGCCUUUCUGCUGCCGCUCAUGUUGUUGAACUAGUUGUACGAUGCAUAUGUCCACAGACGUUUUUCGGCCUCAACUUGGUUUUCAACGGAGUGAUGUGGACUCUCUUCACGCAGGCCCUUGCCCGCGGUCACUCGACGACGCAAGUAUCAAUCAUGAAUACUUCGACGAACUUUGUCAUCACCGCCCUGCUGGGCCUUGCCAUCUUUUCAGAGUCGUUGCCGCCCCUGUGGUGGGUGGGAGCGUCCCUCCUCGUGGCAGGUAACGUCAUUAUCGGGCGCAAGGACGAGAGCAAGGCAGACGAGACGGGAGAGGUUGCCAUCUCUGAAGCUGAGGGCGGGAAUAGCAGCUUCGAGCCCGAGUAUCACGAUGAGGAGUCGGAUGAGGAGAAGUCGGAUGAGGACGUCCCUGAGCUCGGAGAUUUAGAUGAAGCAUCGAGAUGA
Molecule: messenger RNA, 837 nt
Organism: Thyridium curvatum
Lineage: Eukaryota; Fungi; Ascomycota; Sordariomycetes; Thyridiales; Thyridiaceae
Exons: 4
Coding region: 1-837 (278 amino acids)
Source: RefSeq, a predicted model, not a curated record